This is a messenger RNA of Bactrocera oleae (olive fruit fly), 3268 nucleotides long. RefSeq names its product dnaJ homolog subfamily C member P58IPK (gene P58IPK). Gene Ontology annotation, cellular component: endoplasmic reticulum. Lineage: Eukaryota; Metazoa; Arthropoda; Insecta; Diptera; Tephritidae. The record is from RefSeq and is a predicted model, not a curated record. Gene Ontology annotation, biological process: protein folding in endoplasmic reticulum. Gene Ontology annotation, molecular function: misfolded protein binding; protein-folding chaperone binding.
CACUGUUUCAUGCCGGAUAAUCAGUAAUAUACCUACUGUUUCUGUCUCGCACACAGCUUUUAAGGCCAUGCAGCAUCGAGCUGUUGCGCAAGAACUAAAAAUAUAAUCGACUGACGUGUAUUUGACAAGAAGCUACUCAAAGAAUAAGAAAAAAGUUUAGUUAAAUAGUAUAAUACUGCCAGUAUUUAUUUUAUUAUUCGCAAGUAUUUGGUAAAGACGUUAGUGAAAGAAGAAAUAUAACAGCUUAUUAUAGUUUUCGUGAAAUGGACGUAUGAAAUUAUUUACUUUUAAAAUUAUCGUCAAUAAAAAAAUUCUAAAUCAAAGUUUUGGAAACAUACAUAUGUACAUAUCUUUGUAGGCAGUUGAUGAAACUGCAAAACAAAGAAUAUUUAGAAAGUGGAAGCAUACACGUAGCACUUAUACAUUAUAUUUGGAGUUUAAAUACAUUUAACAACAACGACUGGUGGAAGCUUCAUUAGAGUUAGGCCAAAACAAUGGUUGUGCCGCUGAAUGAUAUGCUACCUUUCGCCAGCGGAGAAAGAAAGCUGGCAGCUUGUGUUUUAUUGUUGUUAUUAGAACUAUUUCUAGAAGGUGCAGACGCUGUGCCCAAUCAGGCUGACAUUGAAAAUCAUCUGGAGCUAGGUAAAGAAUUUUUAGCGAGAGGGCAGCUAGCAGAUGCACUAACACAUUAUCAUGCAGCUGUUGAGGGCGAUCCAAAUAACUAUUUGACGCUUUUCAAAAGGGGCACCGUUUACCUAGCGUUAGGCAAGUCCCGUUUCGCCAUACAAGACUUCACUCAUGUAUUGGAAUUAAAGCCUGAUUUCGCCGCUGCGCGUAUACAGCGUGGUAUUGUGCAUUUAAAGAGUGGAGAAUACGAACAAGCGAGUGACGACUUCGAACAUGUGCUGCAAGAAGAUCCUUAUAAUGAGAGUGUCAAUGAGCACUUUAGACGGAUUGACGCUGCUAUUGAACAGUGGGAAAUUGUAAAGGAUCUUAGGUAUAGAGGCGAUUCGCGCAAUAUCAUUCCAAUGAUUACACAAUUACUUGAAAUAUCUCCAUGGUCCAUUGAGUUCCGUCAAGCACGCGCUGACGCUUACAUUGCCAUAGAUGAACUACCAUCUGCCAUAUCCGAUCUCCGUUCAGUGAACAAACUCUCACAGGACAGCACAGAAGGCUAUUAUAACAUUGCAUUGUUAUUGUACAAAAUGGGUCAAGCUACAAAUGCGUUGAAAGAGAUACGUGAAUGUUUACAUCUUGAUCCAGAACAUAAAGACUGCUUCCCCUUCUAUAAGAAGCUUAGAAAAGUAGAAAAAAGUUUGGCAAAUGCCGAAAAUUCACGCGAGGAGAAACAAUAUGCAAAUUGCAUUAGUUCUUCUGAGUCUGUGCUAAAGCAAGAGAAAAACGAAAAAAUGAUAAUUUUCGAGGCUAAGCGACUACUCUGCACAUGUUAUACAAGAGACGAACAGUUUGCCAAAGCUUUAAGUCAUUGUAAAGAUGCGCUCGACUUGUUGAAAGACCCGCAAUUAUAUUGUGAACGCGCUGACGCCUAUAUUGGUUCAGAAAUGUACGACGAUGCGAUCCACGAUUACCAAAGAGCAUUGGAAAUGGAUGAAAAUCUGCAACGUGCUAAGGAGGGUAUUGAAAAAGCAAAAAGACUGCAAAAACAAGCUGAACGACGGGAUUAUUACAAAAUUCUCGGCGUGAAACGCACCGCUAACAAGCAAGAAAUUGUUAAAGCGUACCGCAAAGCGGCACAAAAAUGGCAUCCCGAUAACUUCAAAGAUGAGGAGAAAAAGAUCGCAGAAAAGAAGUUUAUUGAUAUCGCGGCGGCCAAAGAAGUACUGACUGAUCCCGAGAAACGAAAACAAUUCGAUAUGGGUCAAGAUCCUCUUGAUCCAGAAGCAAAUCAACAGCAAGGGGGCUUCCGCGGCGGCAGUCCAUUUGCGCACUUCCAUCACGGGUCACCGUUCCAAUUCAAAUUCCAUUUCAACUAGACGUACCGUAACCCUCAGGCAAAAGUUACAAGUAAAAAAACAUUAGCAUAUACUUAGCCUUAGUCGGUUUGUUGUUAGGUCUCUUCUAUUUUAUUUAAUUAGUAAUAAUAUUAAGUCUGCGUGAAGAACAUGCGUUGAUGUUGCCAUGUGAUCAUAUGAGUAGAGCGUGUGCAUUGUUUGCGUACACUCUCGAUUGUGGGUAAAUAUUUUAUAUCUUCUUAAUUUAAUACAUAGCAGUUUGCAAAAUUGUAAAUCGAUAUGGUUUUGUACAAUAUUUGUAAAGUAAGCUGUAAACUUUUAACGCUGUAACACACUAAACGCUCAAAGAAUUUUUAGCGUACACAAAAGCUUUUCCAUAACAGUGUCACGCCGCUUAAACUAAAUCUAAUGAUAUCUAAAUUUGUACUUCUCUAAUGAGAUUUCGUAUAAUUUCAAUUGAGUUUAUUUGUAAAUAGUAGGCUAAAUAAUGAACUUUCUCUCCUAUUUUUUAUGUUAAAAAGAAUAUAUGUAUUUAUACAAUUAACAGUUAAAUUGGAUAUUUAUAUGAAAUCAAAAGCAUUUUGAGGUUAUGAAAAUAAAAUGAGAAUGUUUAUUACACAAUAAAACAAAUUUAUAACUUUGAAAAAUUACAUAUCUAUAUGUACGUUAUUUUAUUAUUUUAUCUUGUUUGGUGCAAAUCUGAAAAGUUAAAGGAUAUAUUUAUAUAUACAAGAGAGAACUGGGAAUCAGGAACUAUGUUGUUUUCUUGUAAUUUAAAGAAAUAAUGUUUAACUGUAUUAACAUAUUUGUCAUGCUCACUGCAGUUUAUAAAUAUUAUUUGCAACGAACAGUACAGCUCUUACAACAACUUACAAUUUCUAAACGAUAAAUCAACGUGUUGUCGUUUUAGUGAGAAACCUCUAUAAGCAAGAAAAAAAUCAUGGCCCCUUGAACUCUCGCGUAACCAUGUUUGACUGUAUUUAUUAUUAAAUACCUGUAAAGGGUAUUUUCUCGGAUUUUGUUAGUUUUAAAGCAUUAAGAAGUAUUAAUAUUUUUGCUUGCAUCUUCGGGAGUAAAAUUCUAAUUUUGAGAUUCGUACAAAUCGUUUGGAAAGUGUCUAUGAUUCUUUGAUGAUUUCGAAAAAUCUAUGGAGAAAUCUUCAUCAAAUGCUUUCUUUCGGAACGUUUAAAUUAAUCCAUACACAUGUAUAAGUAUAUGUACAUACCAAAUGCAUUUCAGUGUAAAAGUUUUGGAGGUCAUGAAUAAAUAAUAUAAAUAAAAAUCGGAAAUUAAAA